Molecule: messenger RNA, 5060 nt
Organism: Schizosaccharomyces cryophilus OY26
Lineage: Eukaryota; Fungi; Ascomycota; Schizosaccharomycetes; Schizosaccharomycetales; Schizosaccharomycetaceae
Product: guanyl-nucleotide exchange factor
Exons: 4
Coding region: 32-4864 (1610 amino acids)
Source: RefSeq, a predicted model, not a curated record
CAAGUUGUUGAAACCUUUAUCAAAAUUUUUGAUGAAUCUUUAUGAAACUCUAAUUUCCUUCUUGCAAUCCAUCAGCUUAGAUUCUCGUAAAAAGAAUGCAGAUUUAAAAAAUGACGCUGAAUCCUCGAUUAAGCUCUUGGAAAAGAUUAAAACAAAUUCGGAUCAUGAAUUGGCGUUAGUAUUGAAGCAAGACGCCCUGUUUUUUCGACCUUUUCUUUCCACGCUUGAAAGGAAGCUAGACCGUUACAUUAUUCCUGGCUUAAACUCGGUCCAGUCACUGGUAAUUCAUGGUGCCCUAUCUCCUUCAAUUCUGUCAGAAUUAUUCCCUGUACUAGAUAAUAUCUCUUCUCUAGGACAGGAUGUGCAGUUGAGAAUACUUCAGAUACUUCCUAUCGUUUGUAUCAAGUAUGCUGAGUAUAUGCAACUCUCUUUAUUGGUUUCUGUGCUUCACACAUGCUUUUCUUUACAUAAUAAUAGGAAUGUAAUCGUUUCUAAUGCUGCUUCUGCUACACUUCGUCAAGUUGUGAUAUUGGUGUUUGACCAUUUGGAUCAUGAAACCUCGGCACAGAGAAUUAAUAAUGUCCUAUUUUCCGACUUGCUUACUAUUUUCUCUGAUCUAUGUGCUCUAAUCAGUUCAGGAAACUCUGAAUUACUAAAGGUUAAUGGCAUAUCCGAAACUUUCGGUUUGGAAUUGAUUGAAAGUAUUCUUGUUAAUCACCAUCAUUUAUUCGAACGAACUGAAUUUCAAGAUUCAGUUCGAAAAGACUUACUUCCAAUUAUAACUGCCUCCCUCGCCUCUAUGUCUAAUUUUUCCGUAGCUCUUCGUGUUGCCCGUAUUUUAUCCAUUCUUUUCCAGCAUCAUACAGCUUCAUUAAGCAUAGAUGUUGAAGUUAUUUUGUCCUUUAUAAUCAGUUCCUUGGAGAACUCGGAGGCUCCAUGGAAAAAAGCUCUAUUUUUGGAAGUUUUGCGGUGUCUAUUCACUAAUUCUGAACUCAUAUUUAUUAUGUAUUCCUUAUUUGAUGGUGUAGAAGGACGGAAACCUAUAAUCUCCAAAUUAAUAACUUCACUCAAUCGGAUUAUAAAUGAAAAUCCUUCUAUGAUAGGAGUAGGAUCACGAGUACUUCUACCUGAUUUUAUAGACGAUUACCCGUCUGGUUUUUCAUCUACACUUACUUUUGAAAUGGAAAAAAUAAUAGGUACAUUCACUGGUUCAAAACCGGAACAAGUAAUAGGUAUAUGCCGUGCUACAAUUUUGAAAACUCCAUGCAUUGAGCAGUUUGACAAGCAAGACCCGCCCAUCAUUCCCGCUGCUUACUUAGUUUACCUGGCUAUGUGUUCCUUGGUAUCUCUUUGCAAAUCUACUGCUGAGUUUGUCAUGGACUUCCAUAAAACUACAUCAAACACUGAAUUCUUGAGUUUGCUACAUUCACUGCAAUCUAAUGAAGAUAUAAAAUUAUAUCCGGAUACAUAUCCAAAGUUAAAAUGCUACUACGGCUUAAUCUCUCAGAAUUGGACCGCCUUCCUAGUCUCGUAUUCUACUUUUAUGUCGUGUGCUUUGAGCACGGAGUUGCUAAAGUUUAGUGUUAAUUCUUAUGUAAAAUUCAUAUGUGUCUGUACCAUUUUUAGAUUGGAAACCCCUCGUGACGCUUUGCUAACAACUCUUAGCAAUAAAGCGGUACCUUCAAUCCUGUUGACUGGAAACUUGCCCAAUAACAAUUCUAAUUCUGUAUCUAAUAAUGGACGUUUAUCCACAUCCACGAUGUUUAGUGUUGAAGGAUUAAAGGAAGCAGCAACGACCAUAGCUGGGAUGGCAACUUAUGAUGGUCAUGACGAUAAACAAAAGACUUUUUCAUUAAGAGAAUUAAUAUUUUUACGAAGUCUUUCUUUUGUUGCUCAAGAAGUUGGCGAGCUAUUGGGUAAGGGGUGGAAAAUAUUCCUUGAAACGGUUGACAAAGCAGACAUCAUUUUAAACAGAUCGCCAUCAUCUAAACAUUUGUCCACAAGCAGCUUAAGUCGCCUUGGCUCUUCGCAUUCUGUUGGGCAUGAGGGCAAAGCCAUAUCUGGGUUAAUGGAUCAGGAAAUGAUAUCGUAUAAAAGUGAACUUUCCGAGCUUAUGUUAGCUACCUCUAAGUAUGAUGAUCAACCUUUUAUGGAAUUUCUUGAAUCUUUACUGGCAGUACUCACGUCCUCGUGUAUAGAUCAGACGAAUAAUUUGACUGUACCCCAACUGCCUGAAGAGAGAACUUCUAUUUCAUCUCGUGGAUCUUCAGCGAGGCUUGCAGCGAAUAGGUCAAUUUCUGGAGGAAUUCGUCUUCUUAGAAAAAGCUCAGAGGUCUUUUAUUCAUUUACCAUUUUGGAAGUGAUAAGUUCCUGUAAUUUAGAUCGCUUAAGCAACACAAAGCAUGUAAAUGACAUAUGGCCUCUGAUCUCUUCUUCCUUAAGCGAUAUUUUCAAAAAUUCAACAGUUUCCCAGGAACUUCGAAUAAGAGCUGCGAAAUGUUUGGCCAAUAUAUUGGUGGAAUUCUGUUCAUGCAUCUCAAACGAAAGAACUGAUGAGAACAAGAAGUCCCAAGAACAGUUUUUACAGUCGGUCAGCUUACUAGAGCCGUCGACGGAAAUAUCUGAUACUACGUCGAAAAAUGUAGAGUACGAUAUUUCUUCCAUAGGUCUCGAAGCUUUAGCAUUGAUUCUAGAAACGGUAGGUCAUAAUCUGUUUCAAGGAUGGCGUUAUGUAUUUGACAUGCUUCGAUUCAGUUGUGCCAAGUGCUCCGAUCUGUUUGGUCAGGAUAAAGGGGCCAAGAUAGUAAGAUUAGCGUUUUCCUGUUUACAGUUAAUCUGUACCGAUUUUUUGGGUUCACUGGAUAUGGACAACUAUCUAGAUUUGCUCGAUACUUUACUUGUAUUUUGUCGACAGGAAAAAGAUGCCAAUGUAUCACUUACCGCUGUCGGACUAUUUUGGAUUGUUUCGGAUACAUUAAAAAAUAUGUUUAGUAAAUCUGACUGUUCUUGUACUUAUACCUCCUUGGAAGAAUUAUAUUUGUUUACUACUACUAAAAGAAGAGAAAUUUUACCGGAAGUAUUAUGGAUCAUGCUGCUUGUGCAUCUAGCAGAUCUGUGCGAAAACUCAUGGGCCAGUGUAAGAGAUGGGGCUGCUCAAAUUCUGUUUCGAAUUUUCAAUUCCCAAUGUUCGAAUCUAGGAAUUAAUGCAUGGGCAUCCUGCUGUCAACUAGUUAUCUUAAAAAUAUUGUCAUCGCAAACAAAACUCGCGAAGUUGGCGUUAAAUAGCGAUGCUCAUGAUGAGGAUGCUGAGCAAACUAGCGCUUUAAUUAUCAGCGGUAUAGCGAAUGUGUUUUCUGCAAAUAUGGACAUGCUUUUGAAAGUGGAAGGAAUUUUGAAUGUCGUCAAGGAAACGUUCAAUUUUAUGCGAAACUUUCAUAAUGGUAAAUAUCAACGCAUAUGUAUGAGUAAUUUUAAAGCAAUGAGGGAGCUGGCCUUCCAUUCGUCUCAAUAUAAACAGAAAUCUUUGAUUUUUAAUGAAUUGGUCGAACUUGAAUUUGAAAAUUGGAUAUCAUUUUGUGAACUUUCUUUAGUCAAUCCUGUCAUCGCUGGCUUGCCUCAGGAAGGUCUCAAAUUACUUGUUGAAUGUUUGUUAUACUUAUUAAAGGCAUAUAGAUUUGAGGAAGAUAGGCUCUGUCUUGCAAUAACGCGGAUACGUAAAGUUAUAUUUUAUGAAGCAAGCCCAUCAUAUGCGUUGGACAUUGACUUUCUAUCUUCAUUGCAAGAAGCGACAUAUGCGUUGUUGGAUUGCUUAAUUGAAGAUUAUAAACAAGAAGGUUUAGUCGUGGAUAUCUGGGCUGACAUAUUAUUUUAUGCGUUUAAUGAGGAAAAGUUAUCACGAAAUUCGCUACCGACAUUUAUUUGCUUUUCAAAAAAAAUUUUAGAACAAGUGAACAGAAUUACUGAAGACAAAAUUUUGCCGAUGCUAAGGAACGGUGUUAUGUCGCACUUUUUUAAUUCGUUAUUAGUACCUAUGAAAUUGAAAUAUCGAUGUCCAAGGCCGAGCCGAAUCAAUGAGAAGCAAGCACCUAUCUGGACAAUUGCAAGCUCUGUAUUCGUUGACUUAACUACGAACUGCUUUGUUGAACUGGAAAGAAAAGAUGCUCUUGAAGAAAAUGGUCAAUUAGAGGCAUUAUUUGACUUUAGCGUGAAAGCUAUGCGAUCUGUUGUGUUUCCAGAUAUAAACUAUGAAUCUGUGUGGAGCCUUGAAAAUACCUAUGAAAAAGAAGAUGUCAAUUGUAUUAAAGUGCUGCAUUCUCUCUGGAAGCCUUAUCUACAUUCAUCUUCGUUGUGCUCACAGAUUCGGGAAUAUUUUACGGUUAUGUGUAAGGGAUCCGUCCAAUACCAAAUGCGGGGAACAGAGCCUAUGGUGAUAUGUUCUAAUGAGAUAGAGAUUCAAAAGGAAACAGGAUACUCUUAUUUCCCUUCAACUGAGACACCUAUAGCAAAUUGCCGUCCGCAAGUCGCAGAGCUUUGCUAUUCUAUUCUGUUAGAAGAGUGUCAAUCAUCGAUAGAACAAGUAAGACAGGAGGUAUUGCUCAUUUUGCAGAGCCGUAUCUGUUGGUCUUUGAAAAGAUACAUGGCAGACCGACUAGUAUCAGGCUUACUUCCGUUGGCAGAUUGUCAAAAGGAGGAUAUCGAUAAGAUCACUGAAUGUAUAUCAUCAAAACCUGUUUUAUUUUCAAGCUCUGUUCGUUCUCUGUUACGCCGUGCUUAUUAUACGAUGAACGCUACUUCUGUAUCUAGUAAUAUGAGCUUAAAGAUUGGUGGAUUGACUUUAGAAAACGAGGAUUGGACUGGAAUCUAAUUGCUUGCCUAAUGAAUGAGUUACUUAACGUGAUGCGAAUUUCGUGAACUAAAAAAACUUAUGAAUUGAUUCUGUACAUUUAAAUCUUCGACAAGUGACCAUUGAAAGAAUGUAGACUGUGAAUUUUUUAAUUUAAUUUAAUUUUUAUUUUAUUCCUAUGCUUAAUGUUUAUGUUUGUUUAAAUUUCUAUUUACGU